GGAAGUCGUGAAGCGGCAGCGUAUGCGGCGGCGCGGUGAGAUCGAAAUGGCGACCGAGGGAGAUGUGGAACUAGAGUUAGAGACCGAAACCAGCGGCCCAGAGCGGCCUCCCGAAAAGCCACGGAAGCAUGACAGUGGUGCUGCUGACCUGGAGCGGGUCACUGACUAUGCGGAGGAGAAGGAGAUCCAGAGUUCGAAUCUGGAGACGGCUAUGUCCGUCAUUGGAGACAGACGGUCCAGGGAGCAAAAGGCAAAACAGGAGCGGGAAAAGGAGCUGGCGAAGGUCACGAUCAAGAAGGAAGAUCUGGAGUUGAUAAUGACAGAGAUGGAGAUCUCUCGAGCAGCAGCAGAAAGGAGCUUGCGGGAACACAUGGGCAACGUUGUGGAGGCUCUUAUUGCCCUAACCAACUGAUGAUGUGCUUUUUCAGACAUUCUGGACUGAUUUACUGAAAUAAAGUGUUUUAUUAUGCUGUUCUUU
Cricetulus griseus (Chinese hamster) is the source of this 478-nucleotide messenger RNA. The record is from RefSeq and is a predicted model, not a curated record. NCBI's taxonomy places the organism in Eukaryota, Metazoa, Chordata, Mammalia, Rodentia, Cricetidae.